CCGGCGAAUGUUCAUUCAUGCUGAGCAGAGCACCGCGAUCCCGAACUCCGGUGGAGACUAUGGCGUUAAUUUGGAGCAGGGUUUUGACAUUAGCAAAAAUCGGUUCCUCCAGGAUUUCGCUUCAGUUACAUGAAGCUCGUUAUCGAUUUAGUUCGCGGGGAUUCGCAUCUACUGAUCACUCGAAUUCGAAUCCUCUGCUUCUCAGGUUGCUUCAGGAGCCAAGUUCGUCUGUCAAAUCCGUGCUCGAUUCGCCGGAAAGUGCGUUUCUAUGUAGCUCCGAAGUUUCCUGCAAAUCCCUCGUUAGGUCUCUUGUAUCUUCUUCGUCGCCUAAGAAGGCUCAACUGGUUUUGGAAUGGAGAUUGGAGAGAAUGAGCAAAGAAAAUGAGGCGGAUCCUGAUUGCUACAUCGACCUGAUACGUCUUUGCGGUGAGCUUCAAAAUUUCCCUCUUGCAAUGCGUGUUUUUGCUGCUAUGGAAUUCCAAGGAGUUAAACCAACGGCGAUUGUUUUCAAUUCACUUAUGGAGGCUUGUUUAUCUUCACAUAAUAUGAUUACUGCCUUCAGUAUAUUCGAAGUAAUGAAAAACUCUGAAAGUUAUAAACCCAAUGCCGACACUUUCACUUCUUUCAUUUCGGCAUUUGCCAGAUUGUGUGAUGUUGAUUCCAUGCAAGCAUGGUACUCAGCCAAAAGAGCUUUUGGAUUCUCUCCUGACCUUCAAACCUAUGAAUCUCUUAUAUAUGGUAGUGUGAGAUCGAAAUGCUUUGACUUUGCUGUUAGAUGUUUUGAGGAAAUGAUGAUAUCUGGCAUUGUGCCCAACAAAAUCAUAUUGGAGAAUAUGAUUGAAGGGCUCUGCAAGAGGAAAAAUUUUGAGGAAGUGAAGAAGUUCUUAAAUAUUGUGUUUGACAAUGGGUGGGAGAUCGAUUGUACUGUGGCCAAGAAGUUCAUUCGAAGAAGUUUCGAUUUGGGGGCGGUGGACGGGAUGGAGGAGCUGCUUACCAAGCUAAGUAAGUCGAAUCUGGCUCCGGAUGGCAUGUCGUCGUAAAUAUACUGUAGAAUGAUAACAAUGUAGGCACCAUGUCCAACAGAUUGGAUGAAGUACAAUAUCCUGUUGAAAGAACCCUUAAACAUGGCUUCCGGUCAAGCUGAUGGCCACCGGAAAGCUGUUUUAACCGAAAGGGAUUGGAUUUGGUGAUAGAGAACACGAAAAUAGCUGCAGUUUCAUAUGCAUCAUGUUUGGCAGAGCAAGCAAGUUGUGCUUCCUUUGACAUGCCUUUCAGAUUAAGGAUAGUCUCCUCUGGGACGGGUUAGCGUGUCUCGAACCUUUAACCAAAAGUACAAUCGUUCGGGUCGAGAAUGAAGCCUACAUACUAGUUGUUAAAGGUGUAUCUAUCACCAUUGUUUGGUUUGGAGUGAAAGGGCAUAUGGAAGGUUCAAGGGGCUAUCUAGUUUUGCACUGAGCCAUCCCUUUUUUACUGUGGUAAGAAAUGGUUCUCCUACAAAUAUAUAUACAUCUUUAGGUCAGUUGGAUUUGUGUAUGCUUAGCACAAAUAAGAAGGGCCCUUUUUUCUUCCAUAAACUGAACAACAAGCGGUAAGAAGUCGGGGGAUUUAACCUUCGACCUUUAUCGUUGAAUUAUGAUCGUGUUGGUAGGUUUAUGUUAAUCGUGUUAAUUGGCUAUUUUGAAUGACCGUAUUAUUAUCUGGAUUGAUGAUAUUGAAUUUCAUCACCCCGUUUGAUCUUCUUUUUA
Momordica charantia (bitter melon) is the source of this 1745-nucleotide messenger RNA. Its product is annotated as small ribosomal subunit protein mL103 (rPPR7). NCBI's taxonomy places the organism in Eukaryota, Viridiplantae, Streptophyta, Magnoliopsida, Cucurbitales, Cucurbitaceae. Gene Ontology annotation, molecular function: mRNA binding; protein binding. The record is from RefSeq and is a predicted model, not a curated record.